AUGGGUUCUCUGGAUACCAGAUUUGUGCUUCUUGUCUGCGCAGUGCUUGUGCUGCUUCCGCUGCAAGUCAAUGCUUUUGGUGCAGGAAACAUUGCAUCUAUUUCUGCGGUUGAGGGUAAAAAUUGGCGACAUGGAGACAUUGAAGAUUUGCUCAAGACACUUGCCUUUAUCAAAGGCCACAAGUGGACAUCAAGCAUGGUCCAGAGAGUAUACUUUGGAAACUGGCUCAGAGACUACUCCCAAGCAAUGGAUGUCGGCACAUUACAGAAAUUGCAGCCAGAAAUUAUUCGUAUUUUGGUAUGGAUUCUCUCGAUUAUGAGUUUCGGCUACGCCACGGGCGAAUUCGAGGUCACUGCAGAAAGAUUGGGAGUGUAUCGACCCGAGGAACACAUUGAUAACCCAAAAGAUUACGCCGAUAAUAAGGAUGCACGGCAGUAUGAUCAGCGCCUGCGUGGCCCUGUAAGGGCAAUUGAAUUGGAAAUCGACCCAGAAACCGGCAUGAAAAAUUACAUCGCCAAUGAACAAGGAGAUUGGGCGACGAGUGCAGGCUAUGUGAGGUAUAGCUUUACUCGAAGCAUCCAUUUUGGGAGAGUUUACAAUCAGGAAGGCCGCGAAGAAGAUUUGUUUGAGGCAUUACGUUGUCUUGGUCAGGGAUUGCAUACUCUAGAAGACUUCGGCGCCCACACAAAUUAUUGCGAACUUGUGCUGCGUGAAAUGGGGAUGUCGAAUGUCUUCCCGCAUACAGGCGAAGGAACGAUGAUAGAUGUUCGAGGGCAACAUAUUUUUCCAUUGGUGACGGGCACCUUUGGCAUGGUCGACUUCUUUCACUCGGUCAUUGGCGAAGCCACAGAUCAUUUCACCCAAUCGGAGAUUGAGGGUGCAAACAACGCUCUUGGAAAUGCUGAAGCUAAUGGGUCAGCAGGACCUUUGGACGGAUUAUCAGGCAUGCUGGGAAACGUCCCUGGGAUGGGAGAUCUUAUCGCUGAAGCACAUCAAUUGCAACAGCAAUCUCAAGCCCAGGCUAGUCAGCAACAACAUAGCGCAUCUCGGGGGUUUGGCCAUGAAAAUUACGAUGAACCAUAUGAGCAAUACAGAGCAUCUGGUGAUACCAGUUCGAAUGCUCCCGGAAUGGCAGGCUUUGACCCACAGAAAACAAUCGAACAGAUCUAUCCCAUUCUUGCUUUCAGGGACAAAGUCAUUCGAAGAAUCAACUCCAUAGUGGAGAAGAUCCCUGGGCUUGAAUCGUUGAUGGAAAAAAUCUCAGAAACGUUAACUAUCUUUGUCUAUUCUCUCCUGGCGCCAUUUGUCCGGCCACUGAUUACUUUUGCAUCGCAACAACUACAGCAAGGCUCUUCAGAAGUCCUCAACACCUCUGCACAGCAUCAAUUCGAGCCAUGGACUGACCCUACUUGCACAGAUCCUACACACUCGCUGCUUUCGAAAGAUCAUUUUUCGAACAUUCUCAACGACCCUGCUGGAAAUGUGGCUGCAACUAUUCUGAAAUACGUCGUCCCACGAGUUCUCUAUGCUUGGCAAGAUUCAGACUUCUCCGUCGACCAGGUUGUGCAUGAUUGUUUAACCGUUUUCCAUCACCCUGCGUUGCGAGAUACGAAUAAUGAGGCUCACCAGGCUAUGUUCGAUGUUGUCCAACAAUGGGCACAGUCUAAACAAGAUCAAGGAGUGAACCUAGACGAGAUUUUAGGCGCUGACAGCGUAAGGGCGGGAAAUAACCAUACAGGUGGCGGGGGUAAUCCCCAUACCCACGGACAUGGACCUCAACAAAAUCAGCCACAUGAUAGUUCUGCAAGUAAUGCAGGCGGUAAUGAGGCCAAUCCAUUCGCCAAUAUCCCAGGCUUUUCUGCUCUUGCAGGACUCACUGGUAGUUCGCAAAAUAAUCAGUCCAACUCUGGGUCAUCUUCGAUGCCAUGGGACAAGCUUUCCAACCUCUCUGGGAUGUCUCAAAAAUUCUCCAAAUUCUUCUCCUAG
Messenger RNA from Ophidiomyces ophidiicola, 1986 nucleotides. RefSeq lists its product as uncharacterized. The record is from RefSeq and is a predicted model, not a curated record. The transcript has 4 exons. Lineage: Eukaryota; Fungi; Ascomycota; Eurotiomycetes; Onygenales; Onygenaceae. Bases 1 to 1986 code for a protein of 661 amino acids.